This is a messenger RNA of Emiliania huxleyi CCMP1516, 2058 nucleotides long. RefSeq lists its product as hypothetical. The record is from RefSeq and is a predicted model, not a curated record. Lineage: Eukaryota; Haptophyta; Isochrysidales; Noelaerhabdaceae. The coding region runs from base 1 to 1959 and encodes 652 amino acids. The transcript is spliced from 7 exons.
AUGGCCGCUCGGGUGGCCGCUCUCCUCCUCGUCCUGGCGGCAUCGCAUCCUCGCCCGUCCGCGCCGCUGACGAUCCGCGCCAUCCGCCACGCGCCGCGCGUCCCGACGAUCCACCUCGCGGCGCCAGGCGUUGGUCGCGCGGGCGACGGCGGCGAGGACGAGCUCUGGCCACCGCCUUCGCUGCGCGGUCCCGCGGGGCCCUCCGAGAGGGCAGCAAUGCCGCUGUCGUCGUCGACGCCGCGACGAGGUGCGGCUGGCGAGCCUGCGGCGGCCGCCGCUGCGGGCGACGAGGCGGUGGGUGCCUCGGAGGAAGACGCGCAGGAGGCGGCGUCGCUGAUGGCAAGGGCUAAGGCGGAGGCGGAAGCGGCGGCGGCGGCGGAGGCGGCGGCGGCUGCCGCGGCGGCGAAGGCGGCGGCGGCGGCGGCGGCGGCGGACGGGGCGGCCGAGGCGGCGGUCGACGACCUAGUUGCGGUCGUGUCUGAGGCUGCGGCCGGCGCAGGCGCGGCUUGCGCUGCGCCCCUGUCGGCGGCGGAGGAGGCGGCGGAGGUGGCGGCGGCGGCGGCGGCCGUGCGGCGCGCAGAGGCGGCCUCGGCACAGUGGGCGGCCCAGGCGGGCGCGUCGGCGGCGUCGGGCGGUCGGCAGGGCGGCGGCGGCGCGGGCGGCGGCGGGUCGGGCUACUUGCUGCGCGACGAGUCGGAGGACGAGCGCGCGGCGGCGGCGGCGGAGGCGGGCGCGGCGGCGGCGGCGGCGUCGGGCAGCCGCGGGUGGAGCCUGUCGGACCGGUCUCCGUACGAGGCGAUGUGGGAGCGGCUCGACUGCGGCUUGCAGGCGGGCGCCGCCGACGUGCUCGGCCGCGCGUGGCUUCCCGGCGCAGCGAUCAGCUGCACCGCGACGACGCAGCCGGCCGACGACGUCGCGUGCGUCUACUGGUCCCUCCGCUUCACCCUCGCGGCGCUGCCGUGGCGGCCGAGCGUCUGUUGGACGGGCAUGCCUCGGCCGCGAUACUGCGGCAAGAGGACUUUUGGGACUCGGCGGCCCAUCGACCCGAUCGCCGCGGCGGCGGACGUCGCGCUCCAGCUCGCGCCCAGCUGGCCAUGGAAGCGGCGCACGCCGUCCGAGGCGGGGUUGCCGUUCGAGGUGCUGCGCCGCGCGAGAGGGUACGAGGUGCGGCGCUACCCGCCCUUCUGCACCGCCUCGACCGCGUACGAGCUCCACCCCGCCGGCCUCGCCGUCCUGGCGCGCUACGCGUCCGGCCGCAACGUUGCGUCGGCCCCAAUCAACUGCACGCUGCCGCUGCUGCUCAAGCUGCCCGCCGGCGGCGAGGGCGGCGGCGUCUACCUCUCGCCGGGGGACAUUGCACCGAGAUUAUCAGGCGCAGCCACCGGGAUCUGGCUGCCUCGCGACGCCGUCGAGGCGGAGCUGGCGGCGCCGAGCGCUGCGAGGCCAAAAGCGAUGGCCGCCGUCCUCGGCGGCGACGCCAGCCCGCUCGGCGCGAUGGCGGGCACGGCGUACGCCCCUCCCUCUGGCGGGUGGGCUGCGGCGACGCCCGACGCGACAAGCGGCGGCGGGCCCGCUGCCGGCGACACCGGUAGCCUUGUCGACGACCCUUCUUGCUUUCCGCCGCCGCUGCCGCUCGACGGAAUAACCAUAGCGAAGUUCCCGUCAUUCGUCGUCGCCGUGGCGCCCGUCGAUGGCGAUUGGGCGGAGGAGCGCGCCGUCGAGCGCGCGGCAGAGCUCGCGGCGCUCGCGGCUCGCGACGGGCUUGGCGUCGCCGACGAGCCGCCCCUACUCGCUCAGCACAGGCUGGGCAUGGCCGGCGAGCGGCCGAACGAGGUAUGGGUCGUUCUGUCCGACCACCCGUUCGACGUCGAGCCGCUCGACGAGCUGAUCGAGCCGCCGGAGCCCCAGCCGGAGCCGGCCGAAGAUCCUUUCUACGAGGACAUUUUUAGAGUUUACUGAAGCCGGUAAAGCCGGCUUCUGGUACUGUCAGUGACUGUGUGAGUGAGAAGUGACGAUUUUGUCUUCACUUGUGUGCUUGCUGCUUAAGAGAACUCACUC